Messenger RNA from Cutaneotrichosporon cavernicola, 1737 nucleotides. RefSeq lists its product as uncharacterized. Gene Ontology annotation, molecular function: sulfate adenylyltransferase (ATP) activity; ATP binding; adenylylsulfate kinase activity. Lineage: Eukaryota; Fungi; Basidiomycota; Tremellomycetes; Trichosporonales; Trichosporonaceae. Gene Ontology annotation, cellular component: cytoplasm. Gene Ontology annotation, biological process: sulfur amino acid metabolic process. The record is from RefSeq and is a predicted model, not a curated record. The transcript has 2 exons. The coding region runs from base 1 to 1737 and encodes 578 amino acids.
AUGGCCAACACUCCCCACGGCGGCGUCCUCAAGGACCUUCUCACCCGCGAUGCCCCCAAGCACGCUCAGCUUGCCGAGGAGGCGCGCUCGCUUCCAGACCUCUUCCUCACUGAGCGUCAGCUCUGUGACCUCGAGCUCAUCCUCAACGGCGGCUUCUCGCCACUCGAGGGCUUCAUGAACGAGGCCGACUACACCUCGGUCCGCGACACGCUCCGCCUGGCCAAGGUCAACGGCCAGCGCCAAGGCAGCCUCUUCUCCAUGCCCAUCACCCUCGACGUCUCGCAGGAGGACAUUGACCGUCUCAGCCUCAAGCCUGGCUCUCGCAUCGCUCUCCGCGAUUUCCGUGACGAGGCUGCCUUAGCCAUCAUCACCCUCGACGACAUCUACCGCCCCGACAAGGCGACCGAGGCCAUUAACGUCAUGGGCGCCGACGACCUCGCCCACCCGGCCGUCAAGUACCUCCACAACUCUAUCAAGGAGUUCUACAUCGGCGGCAAGGUCGAGGCGAUCCAGGCGCCCAACCACUACGACUACGUCGCCCUUCGCUACACGCCCGCCGAGCUCCGCGCCCACUUCCACAAGCUGGCCUGGAGAAAGGUGACUGCGUUCCAGACCCGCAACCCCAUGCACCGCGCCCACCGCGAGCUCACCGUUCGUGCCGCCCGCCAGCACCGCUCCAACGUCCUCAUCCACCCCGUCGUCGGCCUUACCAAGCCCGGAGACGUCGACCACUUCACUCGUGUCCGCGCGUACCAGGCUCUCAUGCCUUCGUACCCCGAGGGCCUCGCGCAUCUCGCCCUCCUUCCCCUCGCCAUGCGCAUGGCUGGUCCCCGUGAGGCUGUCUGGCACGCCAUCAUCCGCAAGAACUUUGGCGCCACCCACUUUAUCGUCGGCCGUGACCACGCCGGCCCAGGCAAGAACAGCCAGGGUGUCGACUUCUACGGGCCAUACGACGCUCAGGAGCUCGUCGCGCAGUUCAAGGACGAGCUCGAUAUCGAGAUGGUCCCAUUCCAGGCUAUGACCUACCUCCCCGGCACCGACGAGUACCAGCCGGUUGACGAGGUGCCCAAGGGCACCCAGACCGCCGACAUCUCGGGCACGGAGCUCCGCAAGCGCCUCCGCACCGGCGCUGCGAUCCCUGACUGGUUCUCGUACACUGGUGUCGUCAAGGUCCUCCGUGACUCGUACCCCCCUCGCCCGCAGCAGGGCUUCACUGUCCUCCUCACAGGUCUCCACAACUCGGGCAAGGACACUAUUGCUCGCGCACUCCAGGUCACGCUUCAGCAGCACGGUGGCCGCUCCGUCUCGCUCUUGCUCGGUGACGAGCUCCGCGGCGACCUGACGCCCGACCAGGCACACGCUCCUGAGGAGAAGCACCGCAACAUCCAGCGCAUUGGCUUCGUCGCCUCCGAGCUGACCAAGGCCGGUGCCGCUGUCAUCGCCGCUCCCACUGCACCUUACGAGCGCUCGCGCAAGGCCUUCCGCGACGCCGUCGCAGGGCCAGGCGGCAACUUCUUCCUCGUCCACGUCGCCACCCCUCUUGCCGAGUGUGAGGCUGCCGACCGCCGCGGCGUGUACAAGCGCGCGCGCAACGGCGAGCUCAAGCACUUCUCGGGCGUGUCGGACCCCUACGAGGAGCCAGUUGACGCCGACCUCGUUGUUGACCUCCGCAAGGACUCGGUCCCCGAGAUUGUCCACUCCAUCAUCAUGACGCUCGAGCAGCAGAACCUCGUCUAA